Molecule: messenger RNA, 3776 nt
Organism: Acanthoscelides obtectus
Lineage: Eukaryota; Metazoa; Arthropoda; Insecta; Coleoptera; Chrysomelidae
Source: the annotation of a GenBank genome assembly
CAGGAUCUGGUAAGUCCUACACCAUGAUGGGUUCACAAGAAAAUAAAGGAAUAAUACCAAGGUUGUGUGAUACAUUAUUUGGCCUAAUUGCAAAACAAGAAAGCUCGCAACUCAAUUAUAAGGUCGAAGUCAGUUACAUGGAAAUUUAUAAUGAAAAGGUGCAUGAUUUGUUAGAUCCGCAGACAAAUAAACAGUCAUUGAAAGUACGAGAACAUAACGUACUUGGUCCUUAUGUGGAUGGUUUGUCACAGCUGGCUGUAACGUCGUUCGAGGACAUUGAUAAUUUGAUGGCGGAAGGUAACAAAUCAAGAACAGUAGCAGCAACAAACAUGAACAGUGAAUCGUCUAGAUCUCAUGCAGUAUUUACGAUUAUUUUAACGCAAACCUUGGUAGACACUAAAACAGGUGUGUCUGGUGAGAAAGUGAGCAGGAUGUCGCUGGUUGACUUAGCUGGAUCAGAGAGGGCUGUGAAACAGGAGCUGUUGGGGAAAGAUUGAAGGAGGGCUCUAAUAUAAAUAAAUCCUUAACAACGCUAGGUCUAGUCAUUUCCAAGUUAGCAGACCAGUCGUCGACGGGUAGUAAAAAUAAAGACAAAUUCGUGCCGUACAGAGAUUCAGUAUUGACGUGGCUGUUGAAAGAUAACCUGGGAGGUAACAGCAAAACAGUGAUGGUUGCUACAAUAUCCCCGGCAGCUGAUAACUACGAAGAAACGUUGUCAACGUUGAGAUAUGCUGAUAGAGCAAAGAGAAUAGUUAAUCAUGCUGUUGUUAAUGAAGAUCCUAAUGCUAGGAUAAUAAGGGAGCUGACAGAAGAAGUGGAAACUCUGCGAGAGAUGCUGAAGCAUGCUACUGGCUCUCCAGUUGGUGAUAUUCAAAGAGUUGACAUCCACCAAAAGCUGAGCGAGAGCGAAAAAUUAUACAAAGAAGUUUCCCAGACGUGGGAAGAAAAGUUAAUGAAAACCGAAAGGAUCCAGAACGAACGACAGCAAGCUUUAGAAAAAAUGGGCAUUAGCAUCCAAGAUUCCGGAAUCAAAGUAGAAAAGAAUAAAUACUACCUAGUGAACUUAAACGCAGAUCCAUCCCUGAACGAAUUAUUAGUUUAUUAUUUAAAAGAUAUAACAGUAGUAGGUGCUAACAGCAACGAUGUUGAUAUUCAGCUGUGUGGACUGGGUAUUCAACCAGAACAUUGCAUUAUCACAAUCGAGGAAAAUGGUUUGUUCCUGGAGCCAUUAGCAAACGCAAGAUCGUGUGUGAAUGGAUCUCAAGUUAGCCAAAAAACGCAGUUGAGACAUGGUGAUAGAAUCGUUUGGGGUCAUCAUCACUAUUUUCGAGUCAACUGCCCACGAUCAAUAUCAGCGGCGUCAGAACCUCAGACGCCAGCACAAAACAUUGACUAUAAUUUCGCACGUGACGAGCUGAUGACUAAUGAGUUAAGUAAUGAUCCAAUACAAGCUGCCAUUGCACGAUUAGAAAAACAACAUGAAGAAGAUAAGCAAGUGGCGUUAGAAAAACAACGUUUGGAGUACGAAAGGCAGUUCCAACAGCUGAGAAACAUGGUAUCCCCAUCAACUCCUUAUUCUCCUUAUUCGUACGACCCUCUACGUAUGGGCCUAAGCAAGACCACCCCUUGUACUCCAACAACACAGAUGAAGGUAGAAAGGUGGGCCCAGGAAAGAGAUGAAAUGUUCAGAAGGAGUAUAGGGCAAUUGAAGGAGGAUAUUCUUAGGGCAAAUUCAUUGGUGAAGGAAGCUAGCUUUCUUGGUGAUGAAAUGGGCAAGCAGACUAAGUUUAGUGUUACCCUGCAGAUCCCUCCAGAGAAUUUGAGCCCCAAUAGACGGAAAGGGGCAUUUGUGAGUGAACCAGCAAUUCUUGUAAAACGAAACAAUUCUAGUCAGGUGUGGUCCAUGGAGAAAUUAGAAAACAAAAUAAUAGACAUGAGAGAAUUAUAUGAAGAGCAAAAGAGAAGAGCUGAAGAAGGUGAAUGUGCUCUAGAUGAAACAAACUGGCCUGACCCGUUCUUUGAGUCACAAGAAAAUCAUAACCUGAUUGGAGUUGCUAAUAUAUUCCUGGAGUGCCUUUUCCAUGAUGUAACUCUAGAUUAUCACACUCCCAUUAUCAGCCAGCAAGGGGAAGUUGCUGGAAGGCUUCAGGUUGAACUUAGCAGAGUCGCUGGCACGUUUCCUCAAGACAGGAUAUGUGAAGCAGCUUCAGACAGCUCUUCAGAUUGCAGCCAUGACGAAGAUGAAUCUGGUAGCUCGCAAGUAACAAUACGAGUCCACAUAAAACAAGCGUCCGGCUUACCUCUAUCACUAGCAAACUUCGUGUUUUGCCAGUAUUCUUUCUGGUGGCAUCCUUCGGUUGUAGUACCAGCUAUUACCGAUCAGAACUCCCAGAAAAAUCCUACCACAGUCAAGUUUGACCACGUCAAUGAAUUUACAGUGAAUAUCAAUGAAGAAUUCAUUGAACAUUGUUCUGAAGGUGCUUUGUCUAUAGAGGUGUGGGGCAACAGAAGUGCAGGUUUCUCUAAGCACAAACCAGGCUGGGAGGUAGUGGAGCAACAGUUGGCAACGGCGCGAUCCCUUCUAGAUCGUUGGUCAGAGUUGACUCGAAAAAUAGAAUUGUGGGUUGAAAUUCAGGAGUUGAACGAUCAGGGAGAAUAUGCUGCCGUUGAGGUGAACAUGAGAAAUGACAUGCUUACAGGAGGUAUCUAUCAAUUGCGUCAAGGGCAACAAAGGAGGAUCCAGGUCAGAGUGAAGCCAGUACAAAACUCUGGGACGUUGCCUAUCAUAUGCCAGCAAUUAAUCAAAAUUGAAGUGGGAGGUGUUAUGGUCAGGAACAGGUUGCAGAAAGCUUUGGACUCAUACCAAGAAGAAGAUCUCACCAUUCUCAGGGAAAAAUGGAACGACGCUUUGCAAAAGCGAAGACAGUACUUGAAUCAACAGUUACAGAAUCUGCUGCAGAAGGCAGACAAGUCCGAGCAAGAUGCUGAAAGGGAGAGAAGUCUUAUGGAGCAACUCGUAAAUUUGACAGAAGAAAGUAAUGCCGUAUACAUUCCACAGCCUGGUACUGGCAUUCCAGGGGCUCCAGCUAUGUGGAGUCCCCCAUCAGGGAUGGAACCUCAUGUUCCUGUUCUCUUUUUGGAUCUCAAUGCUGACGACCUUUCAACCCAUCCCUCUGGAGAGGAAGUGACAAUAGCUGGUGUAAACUCGAUUCUUCCUAAAGAAGACGGAAGACAAUUUUAUACCUUACAAAUUCUUAAUCAUUUGGAUAAGGGACGUGUGUGCAAUAGCUGCUUGGGAUUCGUCAAUACACGACAGUCCUUACUUGAACAAAGUAACUGAAGCCAACGAAAGAGUUUAUAUGAUUCUACGUGUCACAGUCAGACUAUCCCACCCAGCACCUAUGGAUCUAGUGUUACGGAAAAGAUUAGCAAUAAAUAUAUACAAAAGGCAAAGUAUUGCGGAUAGGAUCAAAAAUCAAAUAAAGUCAAAAAUAGUGAGAACAGAUCUAGUUACUUCCUGUGGAGUUACUUAUUUAGUAGUUUCCAAUGUACCUAAAGCAAGUGAGGAACUAGAGGGUAGGGAAAGUCUCGCACAGCUAGCUGCAUCUGUUGAAAAUUCAUCUAUGUGUGACGGGGAAACAUAUAUAGAGAAGUAUACUAGAGGGGUGAGUGCUGUUGAAAGUAUACUGACACUAGACCGUCUAAGACAAAACGUGGCUGUCAAGGAGCUAUUGCAAGCCAGAGGUCAACCUCUGAUGAGAAAGACUGUCAGUGUA